UGCAGCUCCAGUCCUGAGGCUCGGCGCUUUCCAUCUCACUCCACAGCGAGUCAGCAGCAUCCUCCAUCCGUCAAGGAUCGCGCGCUACCUGCGACCGGACCCGAACAUUUCUUGAGGGAAGGGCAGACGGCGACUGAUGACCAGAGAGAUUCGCAUUUAUUUGACAGACAACAUUUUUAGCCCUCUUUGUGGCGCGUAAUAGCCUCGCCGCUGACUUCUGUUGCGCUCUCAUCACUUGGUUGCAUUGAGGUGAUAAAAAGAAACGAGAUGAGGAUCCAGCUCGGAGUCUAAUGCAUUUUUGCUCAUUGACCAUCUUGUUGCUCCAGACUUCUAUCGUCGGCAAUGGGAGAUAUUGAUUGGGAAGGGAGCGACGCGUUUUAUUUCUAAAGGAUGUUUCCAAGUAUGUGGGAAAAAUAGCCAUAGCUGUCAGAGUGCAAGGCCAAAUGACAUAGGAUGAAGGCUGUUCGUAAUCUGUUGAUUUAUAUAUUUUCCACCUAUCUCCUGGUUAUGUUUGGAUAUACUGGUGCCCAAGAUUUCUGGUGUUCUACACUGGUGAAAGGAGUUAUCUAUGGAUCUUACUCGAUAAACGAAAUGUUCCCCAAGAACUUGACAAACUGCACUUGGACGUUGGAGAACCCGGAUCCCACCAAAUACAGCAUCUACCUAAAACUUUACAAACGAGAAAUAAGCUGUUCCGAAUUCUCUCUGCUGGCCUACCAGUUCGAUCACUACUCGCACGAGAAGAUCAACGAGCUGCUGAGGAUCAACGAGUCUAUCGUGCACCUGUGUGACGACGCCAAGAAUAUUUAUGUGUUUUUGCAUUACGACAAGAAUUUCGUUCAGCUCCGGAGGGCGUUCCCGUACGAUUACAACGGAUUGACGACGAAAAAGACGGAGGAAGAGGAAAGGUCGGUGGUGGAGUUUGUGGUUUUGAACAAGGCGAGCCCGAGUCAGUUUGGAUGUCAGGUGUUGUGCACGUGGUUGGAAAACUGCUUGAAAGGAGAGAAAGCCGAAUCGUGUGGAAUAGUCUACGCUAAGUGCACCUGUCCGCAACAUUUAGGAGAUGGGGAAUCUGAAAGCGUGCUGAUGCUCAGUAACGUGGUGUUGCCUUUAAAUCCCCAAACCGAAGGAUGCCUGACUCCUCAGGUGCGCUCGGCGCAGGUGUGCAAUCUGAGCGCGGAGGUGCGGCGCCCGUCCAAGGAGGAAUAUGGAAUGAUCGGAGAACAUACUGUUAAAAGUCAGCGGCCAAGAUCAGUACUUGACACAAAGAACCUACAGGAGCGAGAUGAGUCUGCUAAAUUUAUGGCACAAACUGGUGACCCUGGUGCUGAGGAGUGGUCCCAGUGGAGCUCUUGCUCAGUUACAUGCGGUCAAGGGUCGCAGGUGCGAACAAGAACGUGUAUCUCACCUUACGGAUCACACUGCAGUGGCCCUUUAAGAGAAUCCAGGGUGUGCAAUAACACUGCCCCCUGCCCAGUGCACGGCGUGUGGGAAGAGUGGUCUCCAUGGAGCCUGUGCUCCUUCACCUGUGGGCGGGGUCAUCGUACCCGAACUCGGAUGUGCACUCCGCCCCAACACGGAGGAAGAGCGUGUGACGGACCGGAGACCCAGAGCAAACUCUGCAACAUUGCUCUCUGCCCAGUGGAUGGACAGUGGCAGGAGUGGAGUGCUUGGAGUGAUUGUUCGGUGACCUGUUCAAACGGGACACAGCAGAGGAAGAGACAGUGUUCAGCGGCCGCUCAUGGAGGAUCUGAGUGUAGAGGACAUUGGGCGGAGAGCAGAGAGUGCUCCAACCCUGAGUGUACAGCCAAUGGUCAGUGGAACCCGUGGGCACCGUGGAGCGGGUGCUCGAAGUCCUGUGAUGGUGGUUGGCAGCGGAGGGUGCGGGUGUGCCAGGGCCAGGCGGUCACGGGGCAGCCGUGUGAUGGCAGUGGAGAGGAGGUCCGCAGAUGCAGUGAACAGCGUUGCCCAGCUCCUUAUGAAAUCUGUCCAGAAGACUACGCUGUGUCCAUGCUAUGGAGAAGAACUCCCUCUGGAGAACUGGCCUUCAACAGGUGUCCACCCAACGCCACAGGCACCACUAGUCGACGCUGCUCGCUGGAUCACCGCGGGGUGGCCUUUUGGGAGCAACCCAGCUAUGCUCGAUGCAUCGCAAAUGAAUACAGAUACCUGCAACAAUCAGUCCAGGGGCACCUUGCUAAAGGUCAGAGGAAUCUGGCAGGGGAUGGCAUGUCCCAAGUUACAAAGGUCCUUCUGGAUCUCACCCAGAGACGUAAUUUCUAUGCCGGUGACCUUCUCUCCUCUGUGGAGAUUCUCCGGAACGUUACUGACACCUAUAAACGGGCCAGUUAUGAACCCUCUUCGGAUGAUGUUCAGAAUUUUUUUCAGAUCAUCAGUAAUCUUCUGGAGGAGGAGAACAGGGAGAAAUGGGAAGAUGCACAACAGAUUUAUCCAGGAUCAGUCGAGUUAAUGCAGGUCAUUGAGGAGUUCAUCCACAUUGUCGGGCUGGGAAUGAAGGACUUUCACAACGCCUACCUGAUGACCGGAAACUUGGUUGCCAGUAUCCAGAGGCUGCCCGCUGUGUCUGUCAUGACUGAUAUAAACUUCCCCAUGAAGGGACGGAAAGGAAUGGUAGACUGGGCCAGAAACUCAGAGGACAAAGUCGUCAUUCCCAAAGGAAUCUUUGUUCCCCAGACAGCAGAUAUGGAUGGAUCUCCUGUGUUUAUUCUCGGGACGGUCCUCUACAAAACUCUUGGCCUUAUGCUACCAGCUCCAGGGAACAACACCGCUGUGAACUCCAAAGUGAUCGCUGUGACCGUCCGACCGGAACCCAGAGUUACAGAGACCCAGCUUGAGAUUGAAUUAGCUCAUCUAGCUAAUGGAACAAUCAAUCCGUUCUGUGCACUGUGGGACAGCUCUGUUAUGAACGAUUCGUGGGGUAGCUGGAGCUCUAAAGGAUGCAGAACUGUGCUCACCGAUGCAUCCCACACCAAAUGCUUAUGUGAUCGGGUAUCUACCUUCGCCAUUUUGGCUCAACAACCUAGAGAAAUAGCUAUGGAGUACUCAGGGGUCCCAUCUGUGACGCUCAUAGUGGGAUGUGGUCUGUCCUGUCUGGCCUUGAUCACACUGGCAGUGGUGUACGCUGUUCUGUGGAGGUACAUCAGGUCUGAGAGAUCAAUUAUUCUGAUCAAUUUCUGCCUUUCAAUCAUCUGCUCCAACAUUCUGAUCCUAAUUGGACAGACGCAGACGCAUAAUGCGGGCGUAUGCACGAUGACAACUGCAUUUCUGCACUUCUUUUUCCUGGCGUCCUUCUGCUGGGUUUUGACGGAGGCUUGGCAGUCCUACAUGGCAGUGACGGGAAAAGUUCGGACCAGGCUCAUCCGGAAACGCUUCCUCUGCCUGGGAUGGGGAUUGCCUGCCCUGGUAGUCGCCAUCUCAAUGGGAUUCACAAAAGCGAAAGGAUAUGGGACGCCUCAAUACUGUUGGCUAUCUUUGGAAGGCGGUCUUCUCUAUGCAUUCGUGGGACCUGCUGCUGCAGUGGUGCUGGUUAACAUGGUCAUUGGUAUUCUAGUGUUUAACAAACUGGUUUCGAGAGACGGCAUCCUGGACAAGAAGCUUAAACACAGAGCAGGGCAGAUGAGCGAGCCCCAUACUGGAUUAACUUUAAAAUGUGCCAAAUGUGGUGUUGUCUCAACCACGGCUUUAUCAGCGACAACGGCCAGCAAUGCCAUGGCCUCUUUGUGGAGUUCCUGUGUUGUUCUCCCUCUCUUAGCUCUCACCUGGAUGUCUGCAGUGUUGGCCAUGACGGACAAACGUUCCAUAUUAUUCCAGAUCCUCUUUGCCGUCUUUGACUCCCUGCAGGGCUUUGUAAUAGUCAUGGUUCACUGUAUCCUCAGAAGAGAGGUUCAAGAUGCCUUCAGAUGUCGCCUAAGAAACUGUCAAGACCCCAUGAGUUCGGAUGCGACCGGCACGUUCCCCAACGGACACGCACAGAUAAUGACGGAUUUUGAGAAAGACGUGGACAUUGCCUGUCGAUCAGCCCUUCACAAAGACAUGGGCUCUUGCCGGGCAGCCACCAUCACCGGUACCCUCUCCCGCAUUUCUCUCAAUGAUGAGGAGGAAGAGAAAGGUCCCGAGGGACUCAAUUACUCUACGUUGCCUGGCAACAUCAUGUCUAAAGUGAUCAUCCAGCAGCCCUCCGGACUUCACAUGCCCAUGGGCGUGGGCGAUCUGGGGGAACAGUGUUUGGACAGCGCGGCGGAAAUGCGGAGGGCCAUGUACCUGUGCACGGACGACGCCACCAGGCAGAACGACCAGGAGAUGAGCGGCCACGACCUGAGCGGCCACCCCCAGUCGGGGCAGAUGGAGACGGACUACAUCGUCAUGCCCCGCAGCUCUGCGGCGGUGGCGUCGGGGGCCGGAUCCAGCAGCGUGCCGACCCUCCUAAAGGAGGACAGCAAGAUGAACAUCACCAUGGACUCUCUGUCGCACGAGAGGCUGAUGCAUUACAAGAUGGGCCCCGAGUUUACCCUCGGCCAUCAUUCGGGGAUGGAGCACAUGGGCAUGGGGAUGGAGCAGCAGUAUCCGGGCCAGGCCGAACACAUGCAGAACCUGCCGUUCGAACCACGCACGGCCGUGAAGAACUUCCUGGCGGAGAUGGAAGAGAGCGGAGGGCUGUCUCGAAGCGAAACCGGCUCAACUAUAUCCAUGAGCUCUUUAGAGAGAAGAAAAUCAAGGUACCAGGAUUUAGACUUCGAGAAAGUCAUGCACACCAGAAAAAGGCAUAUGGAGCUGUUCCAGGAACUCAAUCAGAAAUUUCAAACCCUGGACCGAUUUCGAGACAUACCAAAUAUGGGCGGCAUGGACAAGCUAAUGGCAAACAAGAACCCCUGGGAGAGCUUCAACCCGGCGAGCGAAUACCAGAACUACUCCACAAUGAAUGUACUAGAACCCAACACAAAGAACUCUCUUGAGAUGACUAGCGCCGAGUGGGAAAAGUGUGUCAGUCUCCCACUGGACGUGCAGGAGGGAGAUUUUCAGACGGAAGUCUGAGGAAUAACCAAGCGUUAGCGGGGAGACGUGCGUGACGCCGGACAUAUUUUGCACUGAAGACUUUUCACGCAGCCUUGGAACGACAUAUCUGGAGUCGAGGAGAGAAUAGCAGGGACGAUACGUGCCAAUAAGAUUUAAAAAAAAAUGAAGGCAGAAUAAGACGACUUUAGAAAAAGACAAAAAACAUCUGUGUUAUCUUUCUUUUGUAUUCGCACUCGUGUAUUUAGUGGGGGGCAGACGUGUACAAUAUUGAACAUCAUGUGUUGGAAAAGAAUUGAGUCCCAAUUGAGA
Messenger RNA from Misgurnus anguillicaudatus (oriental weatherfish), 5343 nucleotides. RefSeq names its product adhesion G protein-coupled receptor B3 (gene adgrb3). Lineage: Eukaryota; Metazoa; Chordata; Actinopteri; Cypriniformes; Cobitidae. Gene Ontology annotation, cellular component: synaptic cleft; postsynapse; plasma membrane. Gene Ontology annotation, biological process: neuron remodeling; negative regulation of angiogenesis; adenylate cyclase-activating G protein-coupled receptor signaling pathway. Gene Ontology annotation, molecular function: G protein-coupled receptor activity. The record is from RefSeq and is a predicted model, not a curated record.